AUGGAGGACAUGAGCACGCAGGUUGUAUCUCCUGCAGCGGCUGGCGUGAUGAGUGAAGUGGCUGUCCUAGUGAAUGCGCUGUCUAUUGUCAUCGAUCUUGGGCCACUCUUCGUCUUGCUUUUUCCAACUGACUGGAAGGAAGUGAGCAAGUUCUUCAGCCUCAAAUCUUUCAUACUUAGCGCCGUGAUGAACUUCUUUCUGGCUUCACAUGUGCUGUUCGAGAUUGAUGAGAAGGACAAACAUCGUGAUGUCUUGUUUGUGUCUGUGGUGGGCUUUUGCACUGCUACAGUUUUCGCUUUCUUUCUUCUGGCCCAUCGUGGUGUCAUGAAAAACAGUCGCUGGGCACGGUGCUGGAUGGCUUAUAUCCUGCUGUGCUUUGUUAUCGCUUGCCUUGUGCUUCUGGGUGGCAUUUUUGUAGAGUUUCAGGGUUAUGGCCCAAUCAUAAGUGUGUUGGGUUUCCUAGUGGUGCUUGUAUUGAAUGCUGCUACUGUGGCCCCAGUUCUGACUUGCAAGCCCUUACCUGAUGACGAAGUUACGUUCUACACUGUCUUCAUGUCGUUCUUGAAUGCCCUUGAUUCCAGCUUUUUUGUGUUUUACGCUGUCUGCCUCGGAACGUUUGGCCGCUUUCUGUCGCUAGUCAGUUUGAUGAAUGCUUUGGGUGCACUUAUACUACUCAUUGGACUGAUUGUGACUGCACUACUGAAAGGGCUACGUCGACUUCUCAACUUCAUUUUCAGCUUUGGUGGCCACCACAGGAACGACUGA
Molecule: messenger RNA, 765 nt
Organism: Triticum turgidum subsp. durum (durum wheat)
Lineage: Eukaryota; Viridiplantae; Streptophyta; Magnoliopsida; Poales; Poaceae
Source: the annotation of a GenBank genome assembly